GGGUACUGAGAUAUCGCAAACAUCAGGAGUCCCUAAAUCCGACCUUUUCUCCGUAACCAAACCAAACGACCGGACCAUUCCCACUAUCGACUAAGCUAUCACGAUAACGAACAUUCCGACUAUAUCAACACCAUCAGCACCAUAACUACCAUAACCACCAUCCCUUUACUCAAAUUAAUCUACACAACAUGGCGGACAUCGAUAUGACCGACGCACCUAGCACCUCCGCGGUGGCUAAGAAGGGUCGCAAGGGCGUUGACACGGAUAGCAAGAACGAAGAGAAGAAACGUUUUGAAGUCAAAAAGUGGAACGCUGUAGCUCUAUGGGCAUGGGACAUAGUUGUCGACAACUGUGCCAUCUGCCGUAAUCAUAUCAUGGACCUAUGCAUCGAAUGCCAGGCAAACCAAGCCUCUGCUGCCAGCGAGGAGUGUACCGUGGCUUGGGGCAUCUGCAACCACGCGUUCCACUUCCACUGUAUCUCACGAUGGCUUAAAGCACGUCAAGUCUGUCCGCUAGACAACCGAGACUGGGAGUUCCAGAAAUACGGACGUUAGGUUGGAGGGGAUAUAUCUACACGGGCAGUAUCGUAAGGGCAAUUUCGACUUCAAUCAUCAUUCCAUCCUAUUUCUGGUGACAUCAUCGCCUAGAAUGCAACAAGGAUGCUUCACGUCACAUACUUGGGCCACACUUAUGGUGGU
Annulohypoxylon maeteangense is the source of this 698-nucleotide messenger RNA. RefSeq names its product RING/U-box. The transcript is spliced from 3 exons. The coding region runs from base 189 to 554 and encodes 121 amino acids. The record is from RefSeq and is a predicted model, not a curated record. Gene Ontology annotation, cellular component: cullin-RING ubiquitin ligase complex; nucleus. NCBI's taxonomy places the organism in Eukaryota, Fungi, Ascomycota, Sordariomycetes, Xylariales, Hypoxylaceae. Gene Ontology annotation, biological process: ubiquitin-dependent protein catabolic process; protein ubiquitination. Gene Ontology annotation, molecular function: ubiquitin protein ligase activity; zinc ion binding; cullin family protein binding.